Oryctolagus cuniculus (rabbit) is the source of this 1604-nucleotide messenger RNA. RefSeq names its product olfactory receptor family 4 subfamily K member 14 (gene OR4K14). Lineage: Eukaryota; Metazoa; Chordata; Mammalia; Lagomorpha; Leporidae. The record is from RefSeq and is a predicted model, not a curated record. Gene Ontology annotation, cellular component: membrane. Gene Ontology annotation, molecular function: G protein-coupled receptor activity; olfactory receptor activity. Gene Ontology annotation, biological process: G protein-coupled receptor signaling pathway.
GUUACCUCCUCCCUUCCUCUCCCUCCUUCUUCCUUCCUUCCUUCCCUACUUCUCCUCCUUUUCCAUCUUCUCACCCUCUUCCUUCUCUUUCUCUUUCUCCACCUCUCCCUCCUCUUCCUUCAUUGUCUGUCUCUAUUUCUCUUCACUUCUUCCUUCCUUCCUUUCAAUUUGCAAAUAGCUAAAUUGAAACAGCAUGUAUUUAUAUUAUGCAACAUGAUGUUCUGAUAUAUAUGCUCAUUGUGGAGUGGCUAAAUCAACUAGUUAACAUAUACAUUACCCCACAGAGUUACAUUUUUGUGUGUUUGGUGAGAACAUUUAAAAUCUAAUCCCUUAGCAGUUUGCAAAUACACAGUGCAUUGCACUAGCUAUAACCACCGUGAUAUGUAAUAGAUAUCUUGAACUUAAUCAUCCUGUUCAACUGGAAUUCUGUGUCCUUUGACCAGCUUUGCCCCAACCUUCCCACUGCUCAACUUUAGGUAAUUCUGUUUUACUUUUCUGUAAAUUAAACUUUUAAACAUUCUGUAUAUAAACGAAGGCACAGGAUAUUUGGUUUUGGGGCCUGGUUUAUUGUAUUUAAUAUAAUUUCAUCAAGUUUCAGCUAUUUUGUCAUAAAUGACAGGAUUUUCUUUCUUUUGUAUAGACUCAGACCAAGUCUGCAACCUGGGAUGAUGGCUGUGCAGAAUUAUUCUGUGGUGUCAGAAUUUUUGUUGCAUGGGCUCUGCAAAUCAUAUUAUCUCCAAUGUGUUUUAUUUGUACUUUUCUCUGGUAUCUAUAUUGCCAUUAUGCUGGGCAAUCUCCUCAUUGUGGUUACUGUGAUUUCUGACCCUCGCUUGCAUUCCUCCCCCAUGUACUUCCUACUAGGGAAUCUAUCUUUCCUGGACAUGUGGCUCUCCUCAUUUGCCACCCCCAAGAUGAUUAUGGAUUUCCUUAGUGAUCAAAAGCUCAUCUCCUUUGGAGGAUGUAUGGCUCAAAUCUUUUUAUUGCACUUUACUGGUGGAGCUGAGAUGGUGCUGCUGGUUUCUAUGGCCUAUGACAGAUAUGUGGCCAUAUGUAAACCUUUGCAUUACAUGACUAGGAUGAGCCGGGAGACUUGUAUGAGGCUGGUGUUAGUUUCUUGGGUCAUUGGAUUUGUGCACUCCAUCAGUCAAAUAGCUUUCACUGUGAAUUUACCUUACUGUGGCCCCAACGAGGUAGACAGCUUCUUCUGUGACCUCCCCCUUGUCAUCAAGCUUGCCUGUGUAGAUACUUAUGUCUUGGAUAUACUUAUGAUCUCAGACAGUGGCUUGCUUUCCGUGAGUUGUUUUCUGCUCCUCGUGAUCUCCUACGCUGGGAUCCUCCUCACUGUCCAACAGCGUGCAGCUGGUGGUGUAAGCAAAGCACUUUCUACUUGCUCUGCACAUAUCAUGGUAGUCACACUGUUCUUUGGACCCUGCAUUUUCAUUUAUGUGUGGCCUUUCAGUAGAUUUUCUGUGGAUAAGCUCCUGUCGGUGUUUUAUACCAUUUUCACUCCACUCUUGAACCCUGUCAUCUACACGUUGAGAAAUGAGGAGAUGAAAACAGCUAUGAUGAAAUUGUGGAAACGACAAGUGACUUUUCACUGAAUU